Gadus morhua (Atlantic cod) is the source of this 3298-nucleotide messenger RNA. RefSeq names its product lamin-A. NCBI's taxonomy places the organism in Eukaryota, Metazoa, Chordata, Actinopteri, Gadiformes, Gadidae. Gene Ontology annotation, molecular function: structural constituent of cytoskeleton. Gene Ontology annotation, biological process: nuclear migration; nuclear pore localization; nuclear envelope organization. The transcript is spliced from 14 exons. The coding region runs from base 130 to 2082 and encodes 650 amino acids. Gene Ontology annotation, cellular component: nuclear envelope; nuclear lamina. The record is from RefSeq and is a predicted model, not a curated record.
CCCCCUUUUUCGCUGUCACCUCUCUCACUCCCUCUCUCUUCAGCCAGACUGACUCCUCCACCAGUCGAGGAUAGCUCUGCUGACACAAGUCUUCCCCGUCCCAUCUCGUCGAGCCGCUUUCCCGUUACCAUGGAAACCCCGAUCCAGAAGCGAAGCGGGCGCGAGUCCAGCGGGCGCGUGCGGUCGCCGGCGCGCAUCACACGGCUGCAGGAGAAGGAGGACCUCUGCAACCUCAACGACCGGCUGGCGGUCUACAUCGACAAGGUGCGCUCGCUGGAGUCUGAGAACGCCGGGCUGCGGAUGCGCGUCAUGGAGUCGGACAUGGAGGUGACCCACCAGCUGUCCUCGGUGAAGGUCGCCUAUGAGACGGAGCUGGCGGACGCUCGCAAGACCCUGGACCAGGUGGCCCGGGAGCGCGCCCGCAUCGAGCUGGAGCUGGGCAAGAUCAGGGAGGAGCACACGGAGCUCAAAGCCAGGAACGGUAAGAAGGAGUCCGAUCUGGAGGCGGCGCUGCUGCGUCUCAGGGACCUGGAGGCUCUGUUCAACUCUAAGGAAGCCUCGCUGGCCACCGCCCUGGCCGAGAAACGAUCGCUGGAGGCCCUGGUCAAGGACCUCAGUGCCCAGCUGGCCAAGUCGGAGGCCGGGCUGGCCGAUGCCCGAGCUAAGCUCCAGGAGCAGAUGUUGCAGAGGGUGGACGCUGAGAACCGCCUGCAGACGCUGAAGGAGCAACUUGAUUUCCAGAAGAGCAUCUAUGCCGAGGAACUGAAGGAGACUAAGCAUCGCCACCAGUCUCGCCUGGUGGAGCUGGACAGCGGGCGCCAGGUGGAGUUUGAGAGCAUGAUGGCGAGCGCGCUUGCAGACAUGCGGGUCCAACACGAGGAGCAGGUCGCCCUCUACAAGGAGGAGCUUGAGAGGACCUACACCUCCAAGCUGGAGAACGCGUGCGUGUCGGCGGAGAGGAGGAGUCAACUGAUGGGAGUGUCUCAGGAGGAGCUGAGUGAGAGUCGCCUCCGCAUCGACAGCAUGAGCGCCCAGAUGGGCAAGCUGCAGAGCCAGCUCUCCUCGCGGGACGCCCAGCUCCGGGACCUGGAGGAGGAGCUGCGGAGGGAGAGGGAGGUGUGGAGGAGGCGCCUGGAGGAGAAGGAGCAGGGCAUGGCGGAGAUCCGCAGCCGGAUGCAGCAGCAGCUGGACGACUACCAGGAGCUGCUGGACGUGAAGCUGGCCCUGGACAUGGAGAUCAGCGCCUACCGCAAGCUGCUCGAGGGGGAGGAGGAGAGGCUGAGUCUCUCCCCCAGCUCCGCCUGCAGGGUGACGGUCAGCCGGAGCUCCGCCUCCAGCCACAGCCGCUCUAUGCUGUCCGGGGGGCUAGCGGGGGCAGGCGGAGCCGUGUCCGGGGGGGCGGUGUCGAGCGGGGGGGCGGUGUCGAGCGGGGGGGCGGAGACGGGCGGGGCGGUGUCCGGGGGGGCAGCGGCGAUGACGGAAGUGGUGGUCACCAGAACUAAGAUUACCCAGAAUGCCUCGGCCAGCGGGCGCGUCACCGUGGACGAGGUCGACAUGUAUGGCAAAUAUGUCCGCCUCAGCAACAAGUCAGACGAGGACCAGCCCCUUGGUCAUUGGAUGAUCCAGAGGAAGGAGGGGAGCAGCGAAACUAUCAGCUACAAGUUCCCACCCAAGUUCAUCCUGAAGGCUGGAGCCGCCGUCACAGUGUGGUCAUCCGGAGGUGGAGGGGUCCACAGCCCCCCCACAGACCUGGUCUGGAAGACCCAGACGUCCUGGGGCACUGGGGACAUGAUGGAGACCCUGCUGAUCAACACGGGUGGAGAGGAAAUGGCGAUGAGGAAGGUGACCCGCUCCUUGUUCCAGGAGGGUGACGAUGAGGAGGAGGCGGAGGAGGAGGGCGCUCACGAGUACUACCUGCGCAGCAGAACGGUCAUUUGUGACUCGUGCGGCCAGCCGUCCGAACGCGACUCCUGCGGCGGCGGCGGGCUGCCAGAGGGCAUGGUUGGACAAUCAUUUAUCUUUGGUAACAACCAACGCAGCAGACAGGGGGUGCUAAAGGCAGAGUCAUGCUGCGUCAUGUAGAGACCCUCCUCUUCCUCAACCGAAAAAAAUAUGCUGGAGUUUGUACUAAAGUUUCUUUCUUAUAAAGUUUUCUUGUUUGUGAAGUGAAUCUAGGUUUAAAAAACGUAACUUGAACUAAAUUUAAAUAAAAGCUUGAGUAAUAUUUCAUAAAGUUGAGGAUGUACCUCUAAAGGUUUACUAGAGAAUUGUAAAACUUGUAGUUUGACGAUAAGGUAAGCUGUAUACCUAGCAGUAAAAAGCUAGUAACAGUAAAUGUAUUUUUUGAAAAUUAGAUUAUGGUUCUGGAAGGUCUGAUCCAGAAGUUUAUGUUACUCAGGAUCCAAGCUGGAUAUUUUUGUUGAGUUACCAAAGUCUAAAUGUAACAAAAUAACGGUAUCAAUUAAUAAUUGUGGUCCUCGUGGUAACGUGAAAAGCAUCUUUCAUUUAAAUAGUCUACUUCUCUAUACUUGGAAGUAAAAAUAUAUUCUUAUAUUAUACUUGUGUUUUAUACAUUAUCUCUACGGACGCUAACUAGGUUGUUUCCGUCAUGGAGCAUCUAGGGGGAGGAGCUAUAGGUCAAAUGGACAGGACCGGGUCAUGUGACUAGUGUGUUGGGGAGCUUUCAUGAUAGGGUAAAGGUUAAAUAUUAUGGUGAGAUUGUUAAAUGGUUAGAGCUUUGUGGGGGUUAGGGGGAUGCUUUCGGACUUUGAGACUUAUAUACUGUCUGGCAGCUUUAACUGAUUCUACAAGUCAUUCUUCAGUUCUCAUUAUUUUUACACCUUUUGCAUUUGUACUGUACUUUUAUACCAUUAGCUAGAUUGGUUUGAGUAUCCAUGGUCGAGUGAAGGGCCUUUAAAGACUUGUGAAAUGACCAGUCAAUAUAAUACUGUGCUAUAUCCUGUCACUCUAAAAAAAAUGAAACUAUUUUCAAUAUUUUGUCAUUUAAAAAGAGCAUUAAAAUUGUAUUUUUUUCAAAGUAUGCAUUUAUCUUUGGAGCUACAUUGCUUGUGUUUACAUUAAUAUGACCAAGUACAUUGCAGUCUAUCCCUGGCAAGGUUGCUUUUUUGGAAAGAUUUAAUUUGAGAAUGGGUAGAUAAAGAUCUAUUGAUUCAGCUCAGGUUCUUUUUUUGUUUAAAUGGAUUUCACGUUACAGUGAAAAGUCAUACAACUGCAACCAUGGGGUCAUGGGGCUUUUGAUUUUUUAAGAAAAAUGCAAAAUAAAGAAAAUACAGUUGCC